AUGUUGUCACCAUUGGAUUAUGUGUUACUUCAUUUGGGAAGUCCUGGAAGAUAUCAUAUAUUUCUGGCAUUUCUCAUAUGUUGUCUACAAUUUGCAGUCUCAUUGUUGCCAAACAUUUGGAUCUAUUAUACGGAAGAACCGCCACAUCGAUGUCUAUUAAAACAAUCAUUGUUUACCAAUUCAACAGUAGUCAGCGAUAGUGAAUGGUUUCCAUCAGUUGUCAUCCGAAGUGAUAGUAAUAAUAAUAAUAAUAAGUUGCGGACACUUGACUCCUGUGCUAUAUAUUUGGAUCCAUUUAAUCACUGGAAAGGUACCCAAAUGUGUCCGCACGGCUGGCAAUAUAGGCCCGAAAAUAAUGAACACAAUGUAGUUAUUGAAUAUGAUUUAGUAUGCGAUCGUCGAUAUCUCCUAAAUUCACUGUUUUAUUUAAGCCAUAUAUCAGCCAUUUUGGGGGCAAUUAUUAUAGCCAUAAUCGGUGACCGAUGUGGCCCUAAAAAUGCUGUAUUGGUAUCGCUUUAUCUGUUUGUUUCGGCCGCUGUUUCACUGCAUUUUGUGGCCGACUUUCUUCAGUUUUCGCUAUUAUAUUCAUUGCAGAUAUUCUUCUCAUCCGGCUUACAAAUAGUAGCAUUUGUAUUGCUAAUUGAAUUAUUUGCGACACCCUAUCAAUUACGAGUAUCCCUUUACUGGGUAUGCUUUCAAAUCAUUGCCUCACUAAUGGUACCGAUGCUCAUGUGGACUAUACGUAACUGGCGUUACACACAACUGGCCAUUUCGGUACCGUGUAUUGCAUUUUUUACCUACAUCUGGCUAUUGCCGCAAUCGGUACUCUGGCUGGUAGUCGAAGGUCGGGUCGAUCGGGCCGAACAACUCAUCGAACAGUUGGCCCAACAAAAUGGCAAAACACUUGCACCGACCUAUCGUAUACAUCUGCAAAAUAUGUUGGCAUCCAUUCAAAGUAGUUCAAUGAGUCAAUCGCUGAGACAUCGGAUACUACCGAAGCUAUCAUCGCAUGGCCUGCGAUGGUAUCUGUUUGUCCAUUUCUAUCUGUUUUUCGUAGUCGAUCUGACCACUCAUGUUACACAACCGCAAACAUUUAGAUUGAAUGAAAACAAAUAUAUACAUCAAUUUUAUAGCUCGCUAAUGGAUUUGGGCACCGUUAUGCUACUCUAUCAUUUUGCAACUAGAAUUGGACCUAGAUUCAUUCAAUCAUUCAUAUUCAUAAUAGCUGGUAUCCUAUUGAUGACAUCGAUAACAUUACAAGAAAUGCUUCCUAAAAAACUUGAUAUAAACGUUCCCACUGAUUUUGACUUCCGUUUACUACUAUUACCCUCUGGUUUGAUACUAAUGUCACGGACGCUGACUAUCUGUUUGCCGGCCCUCACAUGGUUUCACGCAAUUAAGACAAUGCCCACUGGCAUUAGGGCUAUUGGUUUGGCUGCAUGUUUUACUUGGAGCCAAUUGGGACAAAUGUCAGCACCGCAUCUACUAGUGCUGUCGGAUCUGAUUGCACCGUUCAUACCGAUGGGCUUAUGUGGUUCACUACUAGUAGUUGCCGGCGGACUAUCCUUACUGUUGCCCACUUGCUAUCGCAAACCGUUGCCCAAUACCGUUGAAGAAGCUGAAGAUAAAGAUGCUGCUGCUGCUGAUGAUGAUGAUAUUAGUAAGCAGCUUAGAUAUCCCAGUUUUCGGGACUUGAAAAACGGCCAGCUAAGCACCGUAAAUGUCUAUACUAUUGGACCACCAAAUGGUGGUAAUUCAUCAACAUUGGACAAAACAAUUGCAAAACAACAUUCAGAUUUGACAGUAACAACAGCAACAGGUCAUCAUCAUCAUCAUCAUAACCAUCACCAUAAUCAUCACCAACAUCAACCAUCAGCAUCAUCAUCAUCUCAUUAUAGGCCCAAUACCAUCUACGAUGAUACCGAUUCUAAACUAUCGGAUAUAGAAGAUUACAAUGUUGGUGGUAGUGGUGGUGGUAGUGGUGGUGGUAGUGGUGGGGGAGACAAUAACAAUUGGAGACUAUUGUCCAACGAGUUUCAAACUAGAUUUGGUGGUAACUAUGAUAUAGCUAAUGGUGGUGGUGGUGGUGGUGAUGAUGGCGAUGGUAGUGAUCUGCUGGGACCUCUACCAACAUCCACAACAUCAGCAACAACUGGCGGCCAUAACUAUCACAAUGGCUUCAAUCAGAUUACAACUAUUACAAGAGAUUCUGUGGCCGAAACCAAUCUAUAA
Molecule: messenger RNA, 2232 nt
Organism: Oppia nitens
Lineage: Eukaryota; Metazoa; Arthropoda; Arachnida; Sarcoptiformes; Oppiidae
Product: organic cation transporter protein-like
Exons: 6
Coding region: 1-2232 (743 amino acids)
Biological process (GO): transmembrane transport
Cellular component (GO): membrane
Molecular function (GO): transmembrane transporter activity
Source: RefSeq, a predicted model, not a curated record